AUGCGUCAGGACAUGGAGGUGUGGAAGCAGGUGUUCCAGGAAUUAAUCCGGGAGGUGAAACCAUGGCACACAUGGAAACUGACACUAGACAAAAGCCUUCUUCCUAACAUCCUGAAGCCAGGGUGGACACAAUACCAGCAGUGGACCUUCGCCAGUUGGGAAAGCAGAGCCCCAGGGAUUGGGGGUGGGAGGCUGGGACUCUAUCCCAGGACUGAGGCCGUGCUCAUUGCCCUGCCCACCGACCCCUCGCCGGGAGAGGCCCACAACUGGGCCGUACUGAGCCAAGCUGAGGGUCUUGUCUUCUUUCUCCACGGGUUCCAGUGCUCCUCAUGCUCUCGAAAUUGGGCCUCUGCCCAAGUUCAGGUCCUUUUCCACAUGCACUGGAGUGAGGGGGAAUCCAGGGGCCAGGUGAAGAUGAGGGUCUUUGCCCAGAGAUGUCAGAAGUGCUCCCAGCCUUCGUUUGAGGUUCCCAAGUUCACAGAAGAGAACAUCUCUAGGAUCCUGAACAACCUGGUGCUGCAAAUUCUGAAGAAAUGCUAUAGAGAAGGAUUUACGUUGGUGGAGAUUCCUGUGAUCAAGGAAAUCUCUCUUGAAGGGCCACAUGACAGUGACAAUUGUGAGGCAUGUCUGCAGGGCUUUUGCAUGCAGGGUGAGUCAGGUCUGGCCAUGUGGUCACCAAUAUCUCCAUUACCUCCCACAAUAAGCUCACCCGUCCUCGGGAUCACCACCGAAAUACCUUCCCCCACGAGGAGUAGCACCGGAGGGGAUGCAGUGAAGAAAAAGAAGGUAUUACCCAGACAGUCGUUUCCUGAGACCACACAAGCUGAGAGCCUCCCCACUUCCUGGAGCCCGGGAGCAAACACCAACUUCCAGGCAGAGAGAAGAGACCAGAACUCCUUCAACAAUUGCACUUUCUAUUCCCACACAGCCCAGCAUACCAGGAGCUUAGGCAUGAGCUGCAGCUGUCUCAUCCUAAUAAUCAUCAUUGUAAUUGUGGUGAAAACCACUAUCUGAGCCUGGAAAGCAUGAUGUUGAGUUAAAAAAAUCAGACACACAGUCAUCUAUUGUAUAAUCCCAUUGACGUAAAAUAUUCAGAAUAGGUAAAUCUAGAGACGGCAAGUAGAUUUGUGGCUGCCAAACAAGGGACUGGGGGGAGAGAGGAAAUGGAGAGCAACUAUUUAAUCUGUAUGGGUUUUUUGGGGGGGGUGAUGAAAAUAUUUUAGAGGUGAUGGUUGCACAACACUGUGAAUGCACCAAAUGCCAUUUAUUUGUUCAUUUUAAAAUGGUUAAUUUAAUGUAAAUUUCACCUCAAUUUAAAAAAAAAGAACGCUGCAAUU
Molecule: messenger RNA, 1337 nt
Organism: Balaenoptera acutorostrata (minke whale)
Lineage: Eukaryota; Metazoa; Chordata; Mammalia; Artiodactyla; Balaenopteridae
Gene: RTP3
Product: receptor transporter protein 3
Exons: 3
Coding region: 1-1014 (337 amino acids)
Biological process (GO): protein targeting to membrane; detection of chemical stimulus involved in sensory perception of bitter taste; protein insertion into membrane
Cellular component (GO): cytoplasm
Molecular function (GO): olfactory receptor binding
Source: RefSeq, a predicted model, not a curated record